Molecule: messenger RNA, 1210 nt
Organism: Aphanomyces astaci
Lineage: Eukaryota; Oomycota; Saprolegniomycetes; Saprolegniales; Verrucalvaceae
Exons: 3
Coding region: 25-1107 (360 amino acids)
Source: RefSeq, a predicted model, not a curated record
UCACCAUCCGACACAGCAAGAUCGAUGGAAGAUAAAGUGAAGGCGGUCAUCAGCAAGCUCUUUGCCGAGUCUCCGCCACUGGUGGUAGAUGUCAAGAACAUGGAUGUAGGCGUCCUCUCGCACGUGUUCCACGUGACGGUCGCGUUCGACAAUGCCCAGCCGCCACGGCACUUGGUGGUGAAAUGUCCUCGACCUGAAUUUCCAUUCCUCCACAGCAUGUUCGAGGUCGAAAGGGCGUUCUACACAGAGACCAAACACGAUGCGAUUCCGUUUCUACUCGCACCUUUUCUGCACGCAUCGUCGGAGGACGUGGUUCUCGACAAGGUAGUCAAUGUCCAGUCGUACAAUUGCUUUGAUGGGUGUCCUGCCAAACUUGUUCCUACGAUCCUUCGCAAGCUUGGCGCCAUGCAUGUAGCGCACUGGGGCCAAACCUUUCCGCAGCUGGCCUCUGUACCUGGCAUUGGGGCCAGUCUCAGUGGCGAAGCCAAGCAGGCCCAAUUCCCCUCCCUGUUUGCGCCGUUCCUCGGCACAUUGGACGAUUCCGAACUGGCCCAGGCACUAGAACCGAUUUGCAACCAACUUUGCGUCGGCAAUGCCACCCUGUCUCGAGUCCACGACAUCGUUGACACGUGGCCGCACAAGAGUCUGGUGCACGGCGACUUUCAUGUGGCCAACAUGCUCUUUGACGGCAAAACAAGCGACGACAUUUGGCUGUUGGACUGGGCCACGUCCGGUGCCGGCAACCCGUUGCGAGACGUGGCGUUCUUUUUCAUUGUGGGCGUGGCAACCGAUGUUCGACGAAGCGUCGAACAAGCGGUGUUGGACGAGUAUGCUGACCAGGUGGCGCAGGCUGUGCCAAGCUUGACCAGUCUGGAUGUGUGGCACAUGUAUCGGCUGUGUGUGUUGAACCAAUUUUUGAUCCUCGUCGUGUAUAACGAGCUCACGAUGAGUUUGGCCGAGCAAGGAUCGUCUGUCGUGAAGCAAGACACAUUGCGUCGAGGGUUCGUCGAGACCAACAGACGCGCAGGCCGAGCGGUGCUGGAUGUGUGGCCACAUCUCCACGGCAUCCUCCUCCACAGCCCCACUGGUCGUUCCGAUACUGAAUAGCGCAAGAGAUGGGAGAACAUAAACAUGAAAUGCAAGUCACGACAAUAGUAUGCUGCGCGAGAUUGCACGUAAUCUCGGUAACGCAGCUCCAAUCUCGUCUGCA